Molecule: messenger RNA, 4029 nt
Organism: Talaromyces amestolkiae
Lineage: Eukaryota; Fungi; Ascomycota; Eurotiomycetes; Eurotiales; Trichocomaceae
Exons: 3
Coding region: 1-4029 (1342 amino acids)
Biological process (GO): inositol metabolic process; inositol phosphate biosynthetic process
Cellular component (GO): cytosol
Molecular function (GO): 5-diphosphoinositol pentakisphosphate 1-kinase activity; diphosphoinositol pentakisphosphate kinase activity; inositol hexakisphosphate kinase activity
Source: RefSeq, a predicted model, not a curated record
AUGUCGGAAAAUGCUAGUGUUUCUAGUGGCCAACCCCAAACAUUAGCGACCACAACCAGCAAUGAUGGGACAUCAACAGCAGCAACAACGUCGUCAGCACCACAGGGCCUGUCUGUGCCUGCGGGCACGAACAAAGAUGAUCGGCUUUCUCCCUCCGCAGUGAUUACCAACGACGAACCCCGCCAGACCUACAUCUCGGAUCGACUAAAGUCAAGCUCUACCUCGUCCGUCAACGAGCUCGGCGUGUGUGACAAUGCAGGGCAAAAUUCCACCACCACCGACUCCUUGCAUCCAGAUUCAAAACGAAUGUCUUUCGCCUCUUUACGCUCCUUAGGUUCAGUCAGCAUUGCCGGCUCUGUGAAUGCUCCUCACGAUCCUGCAGCAGCAGCUCCCAACGAAGACUCUCAAAAGACAACUUCGGGCUAUACGAGGUCAUCAGUUUCAUCCGCCGAUUUCCCCGCCGCUUUUCGAUCGGGCCACGCUUUAUCGGGCUUGAAUCAUACUUCUCAUGGAUUAUCAUCUUCGCGGAAUGAAACACCCUCCGAGGGAAGGCGGUUAUCGCGACCAACACGUUCAUCGAGCAGAGCUCCAAGGAGGUUAAGUGGAAGCACUGCCGCGAGCUCUGCUAGCGAAGCAGAACCUCGCCCACCUUAUAUCGGUAGAAUCGGCGUUUGUGCUCUCGAUGUCAAGGCGCGCAGCAAACCGAGUCAGAAUAUUCUGACCCGACUUCAAUCAAAGGGUGAUCUGGACGUGAUUGUCUUUGGCGAUAAAGUGAUUCUAGACGAAGCAGUUGAAAAUUGGCCUGUAUGCGAUUUUUUGAUUGCUUUUUUCUCCGAUGGCUUCCCGCUCGAUAAGGCGAUAGCGUACGCGAAAUUGCGAAAGCCUUUCUGCGUGAACGACCUGUCGAUGCAGAAGAUUCUAUGGGAUCGCAGACUGUGUCUUAAGGUUCUGGACCAAAUGGGUAUUCCCACGCCCAUGAGAGUUGAGGUCAAUCGCGACGGUGGCCCAGUGUUGGAGUCAGCCGAACUUGCCCAGCAUCUUCACCACCUGACUGGCGUAAAGCUUGAAGGUCCAGAUGAUGGCAUCGGCGGUGGAGCCGUCAAGUCACAAUCAAUAUCAUUAUCUGAAGAUGGGGAGACACUUAUAGUUGACGGUCAAACUAUUCGAAAACCUUUUGUUGAGAAGCCCGUGAGUGGAGAAGAUCAUAAUAUUCACAUUUACUUCCCGAAAGAUCAACAAUAUGGUGGAGGCGGAAGACGCUUGUUUCGGAAGGUGGGAAACAAGAGCUCAGAAUAUGAUCCGAGUCUUGUGGUGCCCCGAUCUAUCACGGAGAAAGGCACUAGUUAUCUCUACGAGCAGUUCCUGAGGGUUGAUAAUGCUGAGGACGUCAAAGCAUAUACCGUCGGACCCGAUUUCUGUCACGCCGAGACUCGCAAGUCUCCAGUCGUAGACGGAGUUGUGCGGAGAAAUACUCACGGAAAAGAGUUGCGAUACAUUACCAAUCUCACAAAGGAAGAGGCUGCCAUGGCAGCCAAGAUUUCCAACGGUUUUGGCCAGCGGAUCUGUGGUUUUGAUAUGCUUCGCGUUGGAGACAGAAGCUAUGUCAUCGACGUGAAUGGCUGGAGUUUCGUUAAGGAUAACAACGAUUAUUAUGACAAGUGUGCAAAAAUCCUCAGGGAAAUGUUUAUUAACGAGAGACGCAGAAGGGACAGGAAUUUCGAGCAGUCCGAGCCCCCCUCUCCGGAUAACGUUUCGUCUAAGAGAGGCGUUUCAGGUUCUCAUCGCAGCGCUCUUAAAACCAUCUUGAAGUCGCCGAGUAUGUCUAGAAUACACAGCUCACCGCAGGCGCCUAAGGAUCAUUUCGUGGCUUCAGAUAUUAUCAGCCCAACGUCAGCACCUGCCGGGGAUAUAGUCAAAGCUUCACUGUCCCAGUCUCGGGAAGAACUUUCGUUACCCGCAAGUGGCAGUGCCUCAACGACCCACUCGCCAGCGCUCUCAAUCUCAAACGAAGAAGAAAUAGUGCCGUUACCAGCUUCUAAACAUUCAUGGAAACUCAAGGGUAUGGUGGCUGUCAUACGCCACGCUGAUCGAACUCCGAAACAGAAGUUUAAAUUUACAUUCCACAGUCAGCCUUUUGUCGACCUCCUUCGAGGUCAUCAGGAAGAAGUCGUUAUCAAAGGUGAAGCUGCUCUUGCAAGUGUGGCCGAAGCUGUUCGAGUGUCAAUGAAACAAGGUUUGGAGGAUAUGGACAAACUCAAACUUCUCAAGAUUUCACUAGAGAAGAAAGGCAACUGGCCAGGGACAAAAGUACAGAUCAAACCCAUGUUCAGAAAGCGAAGGCCAGAAGAAAUGUCAGGUGCGGCAGAUCCACCGACAUCUCCUCAGAUCAGGAGUGCAUCCCUUCCAGAUGAUCCAGCUACACCAUCUCAAGAAUUGACCUCGGACUGCGAGAAGCUUGCACGGCMGCAGACCCGUAGUGACUCUAUUUCGGGACCUACAUUUUCUCGAUUUUCUGCGGCUGAAAAUGAUCUCAUCUUAGAUAAGCUUCAAUUAGUUAUUAAGUGGGGAGGAGAACCUACACAUGCUGCCCGAUACCAAGCUCAGGACUUGGGUAUGACCAUGAGAGACGAUUUGAAACUCAUGAACAAAGAAGCCCUGAAUGAUGUUCGCAUUUUCACCAGCUCGGAGCCUAGAGUUAGUACAAGUGCACAAAUUUGGGCUUGUUCCUUCUUGGAUGAGAAAGAGCUCCCAGAAGAUUUUAUCCAAGUGCGGAAAGAUCUUUUAGAUGAUUCCAAUGCAGCCAAAGAUGUCAUGGACAAAGUCAAGAAGAAGCUAAAACUUUUGCUACGCGAAGGGUCCGCACCAUCUCAAUUCACCUGGCCGAAAGACGAUUUUCCAGAACCGUCCGUAGUCCUUGCGACUGUGGUGCAAUUAAUGAAAUACCAUCGAGACGUGAUGCGCCACAACUUCCGCCGGCUUGCACGUUCUGAUAUUGUUGAUAUUCCCGGGAACCCGCCCAAGAACCCUGAAAGCCCGCACGUAGACUCGAUACAAGGUCGUUGGUGCACAGGCGAAGAUGCCGAACUGUUCAAAGAGAGAUGGGAGAAGCUUUUUGCAGAAUUUUGCGAUACAGAGAAGGUCGAUCCCAGUAAGAUUUCAGAACUUUAUGACAGUAUGAAGUUUGACGCACUACACAACCGUCAAUUCUUGGACUGGGUUUUCACACCUCCCGAUGGGUUUAAAGUCAAGGAGCCGAGUGGGUUGCCAUCACAACAAGUCAUCGAAAGUGACAAAUUCGAAGAAAAGACCGACAAUGGCACGUUAGUCGAGAGAAUUGGAUUCAAGAAGAGAGCUUUAAGUAUUGUGGAGUCCAGACGGUUUGGACGCUUGGAAGAUGCUUACGAUAAUUACUUCAAGCUGCAUGGCAACCCCAACUCUAAACGAAAAAAAUCCGACGAGCGUCUUGUCAAACUGCGAGAGUUGUAUAAACUGGCCAAAGUCUUGUUUGAUUACAUCACACCUCAGGAGUAUGGGAUCAAGAAUAGCGAGAAGCUGGAAAUUGGGUUGCUUACUUCGCUGCCGUUGCUGCGAGAAAUCGUCCGCGAUCUUGAAGAAGUCCAAGCCUCGCCUGAUGCAAAAUCCUUCUUCUAUUUCACCAAGGAAUCGCACAUCUACACUUUGUUGAACUGUAUUCUGGAAGGCGGCAUCCAGACUAAGAUCAAACGAAGCGCAAUUCCCGAGCUCGAUUAUUUGUCCCAGAUUUGCUUCGAGCUCUACGAGGCCAAGGAUAGCGACACGGAUACAUUCUCGUACUCCAUUCGAAUCUCCAUCAGCCCUGGCUGCCACACUUUCGACCCUCUGGACGUUCAAUUAGAUUCUCGCCAUGCUAUCGGAUGUGCUCCCCGCAGAAGUCUGACGGCACAUCAGGAUUGGAAGGAAGUGAUUGAGACUCUGAAAGCGAAGUUCGAUACGGUAAAACUGCCCAAGAGCUUUAUAGCGGUCAAUCUUAGUGACAAGCAUGCUUAUUAA